Molecule: messenger RNA, 1650 nt
Organism: Pleurotus ostreatus (oyster mushroom)
Lineage: Eukaryota; Fungi; Basidiomycota; Agaricomycetes; Agaricales; Pleurotaceae
Exons: 19
Coding region: 1-1650 (549 amino acids)
Biological process (GO): amino acid transmembrane transport
Cellular component (GO): membrane
Molecular function (GO): amino acid transmembrane transporter activity
Source: RefSeq, a predicted model, not a curated record
AUGGCGGACUACAAGGAUCCAGCGUUGGCUGAAAAGGGCCUCGACGAUUCCCAGAGUAUACAGUAUGACGACCGCCCAGCGCGAGGUUCAGACAAAUACCAUUUCGAGGCGUCCGACCUUGAUCGAGUGCAGCGAAAGCUUAAACAGCGCCAUGUACAAAUGUUCGUCAUCGCGGGUACCAUUGGCACAGGUCUUUUCCUUGGUUCUGGAGGUGCACUCCGCGGCGCAGGGCCCCUUGGCGCCCUGAUCGCAUAUGCCUUGGUUGGGACGGUUGCAUACUCGUCCCUGUGCUCAGUUGGGGAGAUGACAACGCACGCUCCGGUUUCUGGUACAUUCCCACACUUUGCUAGUCGCUGGGUAGAUCCCGCCCUUGGAUUCGCCGUUGGAUGGAACUAUUUCUAUACUAACGCUAUAUCCGUCCCGGUCGAAGUCACAGCGGCGACCAUCUUGCUGACGUUUUGGGAUGACAACCAUAACCACAUGGCAAUUUACACUGCGGUCAUUUGUGUUGCCGUUUGCGCCGUCAAUAUUUUCGGUGUAAGAUGGUUUGGAGAAUCUGAAUUCUUUUUCUCGCUCAUCAAGCUUUCGAUGAUUACUGGCCUAAUUCUAUGCGGUCUUGUCAUUGAUCUUGGAGGUGGCCCAAAUCACGAGCGUAUUGGCUUCCGUUACUGGAAGAACCCUGGAGCAAUUGCACGCGCCGGACUCGUCCCGAAUAUCAACACUGACAAAUUCCUUGCCGUCAUCUCUGUGAUUGUUCAAGCCGCCUUCUCCUUUCAGGGUAUGGAGCUUGUCGCUAUUGCCGCAUCAGAGACGGAGAACCCUCGCCGAAAUAUUGCGAAGGCCGUACGCAGGGUCUUCUAUCGUAUCGUCAUUUUCUAUAUGCUGGGUCUUCUCAUCAUUGGCAUGUGCGUGUCCUCGAACGAUGAGGCACUCCUCGAAGAUACUGGUAACGCUGCGGAAUCGCCUUUUGUUAUCGCCAUCAAUCGCGCCGGUAUCAAAGUGCUCCCUCACAUCAUCAAUGCCGGCGUGUUCACUAGUGCCUUCUCCGCCGGAAACAGUUUCCUCUUCUGUGCAUCGCGUAUCCUCUACGGUCUUGCGCUCCGUGGUCAAGCGCCAAGAUUCUUAACCUACUGCACGAAGAGUGGCCUGCCCCUUGCAGCCGUCCUCGUAUCCUCUUCCUUCGCUUUCCUUUCUUUUAUGAAUGUGUCAAGUGGUGCCGAAACAGUGUUCAACUGGUUUGUCAACUUGACUACUGUGGCAGGAUUUUUCUCGUGGUGCGCUAUCAACAUCACUUAUGCUCGAUUCCAUGCUGGUAUGAAAGCGCAAGGAUUCGACCUGAGGAAGAACAUCUACAACAACCGUCUUCAGCCAUAUCUUUCAUAUUGGGGAAUAUUCUGGACCGUUCUCUUCAUCCUUAUCAACGGAUUCGCCGUAUUCUUCGAUUUUCAGGCCGACGACUUCCUAGUCUCCUACCUCAACAUUCCAAUCUUCUUUGCGUUGUUCUUCGGUUACAAGAUCGUCAAACGCACCAGUUUCUGGAAAGCUCACGAGAUGGACUUCGUCACUGGCAUACCCUCCAUCGAGGAAACAGAGAGCCCAGAAAUCCCUCCAAGGACCAUUUGGGAGAAAAUUGCCGCGUUCUUAUUCUGA